UCAAAUCACGGUCACUAAAGAGAUCUGAAGAAUUGAGAAACCUAGAAGAGCAGCUCCAAUUAUAUUCGGCUUAUCUGAAUUCGGACCUUGAUGGAAUUCGCAAGUUUAUGCAAUUGUUCAGAAGUCGCGAAGACCGCGUCAACGAGUUUCGUGCGGUAACCAUAUGGCUGGAUAUGUCGAAAGAUAAUAUUAAGGCUGAGAACUGGUGGGAAAGAUUGCAUUGUCUAUUGAGAGUGUGUGAAUUGGCCUAUCCUUUUUUAGCUCCUCGAGGAAAUGAAAAUCUUACGAAAAUUAACAAAGAUUUUCAGAAUAUUUUCGUUGUAAACGAAGUUGAGAAUCAUCCACAAAAACGAAAAAUAUCUUCUGACAAUCACCUUAUUCAUUUGCUAAACAAAAAUAAUGCAGAGGAUACUAUAGAAGUCUCGGAAAAUUGGCAUGUGUAUGAUGAGAAUAAUCUAAACUCGACUAUCUCGCAAUUCCUUGCUUC
Messenger RNA from Ambispora leptoticha, 487 nucleotides. Lineage: Eukaryota; Fungi; Glomeromycota; Glomeromycetes; Archaeosporales; Ambisporaceae. The record is from the annotation of a GenBank genome assembly.